Molecule: messenger RNA, 1920 nt
Organism: Dipodomys ordii (Ord's kangaroo rat)
Lineage: Eukaryota; Metazoa; Chordata; Mammalia; Rodentia; Heteromyidae
Gene: Dio1
Product: deiodinase, iodothyronine, type I
Exons: 4
Molecular function (GO): thyroxine 5'-deiodinase activity
Source: RefSeq, a predicted model, not a curated record
GCAGCCUCUGGGUCCAUCAGCCUCAGAGGCAGUGCUGGUUGCUCAGAGAUGGGGCUGUCCCGGCUAGGACUGUGGCUGAAGCGGCUCUGGAUAUUCUUGCAGGUGGUUGUAGAGGUGGCCAUGGGCAAAAUGCUAAUGAUCCUUUUUCCAGAGAGGGUCAAGAAGCACAUCCUGGCCAUGGGCCAGAAGACCGGCAUGACCAGGAAUCCUCGCUUCUCCCCAGACAACUGGGUCCCGACUUUCUUUAGCACACAGUACUUCUGGUUCGUCCUGAAGGUCCGGUGGCAGAGACUGGAAGACAAGGCUAUGUAUGGAGGUCUGGCUCCAAACUGCUCAGUGAUCAGCCUCUCAGGACAGAGGUGCAGCAUUUGGGACUUCAUGCAAGGCAAUAGGCCACUGGUACUGAACUUUGGUAGUUGCACCUGACCUUCAUUUCUUUUCAAAUUCGACCAAUUCAAGAGACUUGUAGAAGACUUUGAUUCCACAGCCGAUUUCCUCAUCAUUUAUAUUGAAGAAGCACAUGCAUCAGAUGGUUGGGCUUUUAAGAACAAUGUGAACAUCAGCCAUCACCGGAACCUCCAGGACCGCCUGCAGGCAGCCCAGCUGCUACUGGACCAGAAGCCUCAGUGCCCUGUGGUGGUGGACACAAUGGAGAACCAGAGCAGCCAGCUCUAUGCAGCCCUGCCAGAGAGGCUCUAUGUACUCCAGGAGGGCAGGAUUCUCUAUAAGGGAAAACCUGGCCCUUGGAACUACAAUCCAGAAGAAGUUCGUGCUGUUCUGGAAAAGCUCUGCACCUAAUCUGGACAGAUCCUCCAGUUCUAGGUAGCAAACAGGAGGAUUCUUCCAGUCUUGGCUCUUCUCCCGGCCCAGAUGCAUUUUUAUCUUCAACUUGAGUUCCAGCUGAACCACUAGUAAACAACACCCAGCUAGGAAAUGCAGGUCAGAGUGACCAAUCAGGACAAAUUAUUAUAACCAGAAAAUGAAGCAAUGCUUGGGCUGUUCAUGUAAGUGUACUGUUAAAGAAUGUCUAACUUCACACUGUACCCACCACAUUAAUUGCACAAUGUCUUCAAAUAAGAGAGCAAUGAUACCCCACUGGCAUAUCCAAGUGUGAUAUCUCUCUAGCCAUUCUGAUACCAAGCAGUUUAUUAUGGCAUCCCUUGUGUUAAGUAAAUUCAUCUAACCAAAUCCACUAUUUAUAGAAUUGAUCACUAAGAUGGGGAUGUAGAUGUGGCUCCAGUUCUAUGGUCCCUGCCUAACUGGUGAAAGGCCCCGAGAUCAAACCCCAGAGUAAUAAUUUUUUAAAAGGAUACAAACUGGUUUUUAGCACCAAGCACUGAAAGAAUUCUAGUUGUUAGAGAAGAGAAAUUGGGAGAGGAGCUGGUAGGAGAAGAAGACAGUAACCCUUUCCUUGCUGAAAGAUUAAAAUAGGUCAGUGGUGGUAGUGCUGGGGCAGGUUUCCAUGGUAACACAUCUCCAAUAAUACCAGGAAGAGAAUACUCACCUUACCAUCUUUGAAUAUAUUUCACAGAAAUCUGGCUCUUUGAUAAGCUGGAAUCUUCCACUGUUCCCACUCAUUUUGAAGAAAGGAUUAUUUUUGGUUUCCCCAAAGCAUUAUAACCUUGACCAAUUGGACAGCAGGCAUUGAUCAGCAAAAACUGUCAUUCAGUUAUGCAGAAGCUCAGGUUUGAAAUUCUGUUUCACUUGUUUCUUCACAAGUCUCUUAAUGGUCAUUUGUGUUAGGUUUUAUCAGACUUAUGGAUAAUCAUUGGUAUUCAUCUAUUUUAACUCUGCUUCUUUUCAUAUUUGUUUAUGACGGCCACAGCCUAAAGUACACACGGCUGUGACUUGAUUUUUUUUUAAAAAUGUUUUAAGAUGCAAACAAGUUAUUAUUGAACCAUUAAAAUAUAUCUAGCUAUU